This is a messenger RNA of Gigantopelta aegis, 10622 nucleotides long. Its product is annotated as deleted in malignant brain tumors 1 protein-like. Gene Ontology annotation, cellular component: membrane. The coding region runs from base 131 to 9145 and encodes 3004 amino acids. The record is from RefSeq and is a predicted model, not a curated record. The transcript has 32 exons. NCBI's taxonomy places the organism in Eukaryota, Metazoa, Mollusca, Gastropoda, Neomphalida, Peltospiridae.
GUCAUUUACCCUGCGCACGGCACGUCUGGCGUCUUGUCGGUGUUAAACACUCCUGUAGUGGUCGUAUUACUGUGUCAAUCGAGAUACUCUGCAGCUUCAACGACUACGACGACGUCCUGACGUCAAUGGCAUGAUGAUGAUGCUGUGGGCGUUACUCUGUUGGUUUCUGUUGACUGUUUCAUACGGACAUGCGCAGACCCCAGUCCCAAAACCCAAAACAAUCUUUCUCCGCCUGAUAAACGGCCCUAACUAUUUCUCGGGGACGGUGCAAGUACGCAGUUCGGAAACAGAGGAAUGGGGGACCGUGUGUGAUGAUUUCUGGGACAAUACCGCCGCCACAGUCGUCUGCAGAAUGCUGGGGCACAAAUUUGGCAAAGCCCAAAAGCGAGCCGAAUUUGGCGAGGGGACUGGGACUAUCUUCAUGGAUGACGUCCAGUGCGACGGCAGCGAGUCCAGCCUCGUGGACUGCAAAUUCAAGGGCUGGGGCGUCAGUAACUGCAAACAUUACGAAGACGCCGGCGUAAUAUGCACAAAUGCCACCGUGAGUCUUGUAUCACACGACGGCGGUUUGACGUCGAGCUAUGGGGCGGUGUAUGUGAGGACCGCCAGCGGCCUCGUCCCUGUGUGUGACACUGACUGGGGUCAGGCGGACGCCGCCGUGGCGUGUAGGUCCCUAGGCUUCAUGUCCGGAAAGCACCUGUGCUGUUCCAAGCUCAGUCCGUACAAGCGUUAUGUGAGCAUUGGAAUCGACGAAAUGGCGCUAACUAGCCUGGGGUGUAGAGGAAACGAAACUUCCAUCGACAAAUGCAAACACAACACGACCGGUGAAUGCGAAGCCGGCCGCCUGGCAUCAGUUAUAUGCUACAACACCACUCUGGAUAAAGUUGACAGAACAAUAAAAGUCCAGUGGGCGGACGGUAACGUCACCAAUGGUGGCACAGUGAAGAUAUUCCGCGAAGGGCUAUGGGGACAGCUUUGUAACUACACGUGGAACGACGCGGCUGCGAACGUCACCUGCAAGAUGAUGGGUUACAAAUACGGCGUCAGCCACGGCUCUGAGUCCACCACAUUGAAGGGUUUAGCUUUUUGGGUCACCGACGUCAACUGUACGGGAACCGAAACGUCGCUGGACCAGUGUAGCAUCAAAUGGGGGAAAUCGGUCGCGAAGAGUUACUUCAGGGGCACUAACCGCGUCUUGUGUUUCAAUGAUAUCCAAGAAAAACCAACCUUAAAACUAAGUAACGGCACGUUUGGUCUAGUCCAAGUGACGUUCAAGGGACAGACGGGUACGAUCUGUACCGACAAAUGGUCAGACUACGAUGCACGUGUAGUGUGCAAACAACUUGGCUUCGUGGGCGGUGCGGCAGUGAAAAGUCAGAUUUACGGCAAAGGCACGGGGCCAGUUUUCCUCAAUAAUCUUCUGUGCAAUUCGAAAGACAAAACAGUAUGGGGAUGCAAGGGAGAUAACUGGGGCCAAGUCGAUAAGAAAUGCCUCAACCACAACAGUGAUGCUUCAGCCAUUUGUCAUAAAGGAACUGUCAAACUGACUCGUGGCGACCACAGUCAUGGCAUCGUCAACAUCAACAUCGGGGGCAUUUGGGCUGAGGUGUGCGGCAAAGACACCACUCAAAAUGAAAUUAAGGUCAUGUGUCGUGAGUUGGGGUUCCAGAAUGGCUAUGCCAUGCCGAAGGCAGCGUAUGGACCAUCCUAUUUCAAAACAUACGUUGGACCGUACAAUUGCUAUGGCAACGAGACGUCGAUUACGCAGUGCAGGAGGAAGAGCACAACUUGCUACAGGCGAUCUUCGUCCGACUACGCCUCGAUUGGCUGUUACAAUGGAACAUUGUCAAAUAAAACAUCUGUAUUGCUCCAAGAUGGCACCUCAAUUUAUGUAAAAAUCAGUGGACACGUUGUAAUACGCCAGAAAGGCGUCAGUGGCUUGAUAUGUGGCACGAAAUGGUCAGAGAAAGAGGCCAAUGUUGUCUGCAAGGAACUGGGAUUUAUGGGAGGAAAUGUGUACCGGUUCCCGUCAGUUUCCGGAGGACCGUACGUGAGGGUUGGCGUGAACUGUGUUGGCAAUGAAUCGUCUAUACUCGACUGUCCUCACACUGACGCUUCCUGUUACUAUUCUGUCGCUGCUGGUGUUUUGUGCUAUAAAUUACAAAAACCCGAACUUAAGCUGGUAGGCGGAACAAAGAAGUCUGGAGUGGUGAACAUUGUACACGAUGGUGAAAGUGGUGCAGUGUGUAGAUCAUACGGAAGUACAAUUGCAAGUGUGGCCUGUAUUCAGUUGGGCUUUAUUGACGGAGUGAUCAGUCGUGAGCAGAACGUCACUGGUUCAAAUCCUUUCAUGAGAGAUGUGACCUGUUAUGGCCACAAGUCUACUCUUUUCCAGUGUAAAAACUCGGGAUGGAGAACGGAGGAAUCGAAGCCAUGCACAUUCCUUGAAGUGAACUGUUAUGGAAGCGUUCGACUGCAAAGGGGCAGCACCAAUUCCAAUAUGACGAGUGGUUUGGUGACUGUAUAUGACGGGUCUAGAUGGAAGGGGGUUUGUGGACAAGGCUUUGGCGAAUUUGAGGCGAAACUGGCGUGUCGUGAGCUCGACUAUCCUUACUUCAAGCUGGUUCCCGGCAGCGUUUUCCGCGGAGGAUUCUUCACGUAUUACUAUAUCUACAGCUGCAAUGGAACGGAGACCAGUCUGCUCCAGUGUAGAAACAGAACAGCAUUUUUCAGUUGUAGCAGAAUCACGGGCAAAGCAGGACUGGUAUGCAGCAAGACGCCAUUUACUGAUGACAUCACAGUUAUAUUGAAGGAAGUCUUCCCGUCUGAGGUUAUUGUGAACAUCUACGGUCUGGACGCCAGUUUCUGUCGCAGCUCUUGGACAGACCUUGAGGCGUCUGUCCUCUGCAGAGAAAAGGGCUUCAGGAAUGGGAUCGCGUUUGGCGCCAAUACUCUGAACGACUUCAGCACCUCCCUGUGGCUCGGCGUCAACUGCACUGGACAUGAGACGAGUCUGAGUAGAUGUAAGAUUGACACGUCACUGCAGCUCAAGUGCUCCUCAUCAUAUGAACCAGGCGUCUUUUGCUACGGCUCCUCGACUGGUUUUCAGCUCAGUCUUGAAAAUGGAAAUGAACAAACGCCGUCGUCGGGACGCGUGGUGGCCACAUUCAACGGGAAGAAAGGCGUGGUCUGCGACAGCUACUUCAGCGACAAUGACGCACGAGUCGUCUGUCGUCAGCUGGGAUUUUCAGACGGCAAGUCCAAGUCGACGUUUGGGAAAGGAACCGGAAAUGCAUGGAUUAAGUCGCCCCGUUGCUAUGGUAAAGAGACGACGUUGUGGAGUUGUCCAAAUUCUGGUUUCAACUCGACUUCAUCCAUCUGCACUUCUCAUGCAAACGACGCCGGUGUUAUGUGCAGUGGGCUAGUUCGACUGUCCCAAAGUGAAACCCACGGAGCGAUCCAGGUGCGCGAUCCCAGCACCGACAAAUACAGCCUGGUGUGUUCGGACGAGUUCGACGACAUGGAUGCCACGGUAGUGUGCCGUGAGGUGGGAUACCGCUUCGGAAUCAGUCUGUGCUGCUCUGCCUUUGGCUACCAGCGGUACCAGAUCGGCAUCACAGACGUCAAGUGCACGGGCCUGGAGCCCAGUCUAAAGUCGUGUCCGCACAAGACGACGAUCACCAACUGUCCCAGCAGGCAAUAUGCUUCGGUCGUCUGCUCAAAUCUUGGACCGAGUACAGGAUACCAAGUGAAGCUUUCCAACGGUUCCUAUGGCAACGUGGCAGUGAACUAUAUGGGCAUCUGGGGAUACAUUUGUCCUGACAACUUCACCGACCACGACGCCAGCGUGGUGUGUAAGGAGAUGGGCUACUUGGGGGGAAGCGCGUUUAUCAACUUCAAGUACACCGACAACCGACUGCGCUGGCUCAACACCAUGAGAUGUACUGGAUCCGAGCAGUGGCUGUCACGAUGUGCCGGAGCCACGUUUGGAACGGAUGCAAAGUGCACGGUAUCUGGCGAUGCCGCUGUCGUCUGCUAUAGGAACAAAACUGAAGAGGUUCAGUAUCGAGUUAACAUCACGAAUGGUCUGACGGGCGUGGUGCAGGUUUUUAUGGGAGGGGUCUGGGGAUCUGUGUGCAACGACUUCUACUUCAGCAACUACGACGCUGACGUCCUCUGCAGGAUGACGGGUUUGUACACCGGAGGUGAGGAGGCGACGGGAUCGUUCGCUGACGGUUCAACAGCAAUGCUUAGCCAGAUGAGAUGUCCCAAGAACGCUAAGGCUAUCAGUUCGUGUCCUCUGGUGUUACGAGGCUCUUGUCGAGCAUACAGGACAACAGUGGCUGCUGUUACUUGCUUCACUAAAGCACGCCUGUAUGGUUCUAGCUCCAACUACGGACAAGCUCAGAUAUAUGUGAACGAUCAGUGGUUAACGGUUUGCGACACAAAUUUCGACAACAACGCCGCCAAAGUGAUGUGCAAAUCCAUGGGCUACAGCGACGGCAAGGCACAGUGUUGCUCUGCUGUUGGCAGUAUGAAAAGCCAGGCCAACAUAACGGCGACAAUAAAGACGUGCACGGGAUCAGAAUCGGACUUGUUUGCAUGUCAGUACACUCCGAGUAACCGCUGCUCGUCGGGCCAUUACGCAACAGUGUACUGUUCACAGUCUACUAUCCAGAACUAUGGUCUCAACAAACUCAUGCUGGCAAAGAAGACGAGCUAUGUCGGGGCGGUCCUGGUUAACCGGACAGGGUUCUGGGGACCGGUGUGUGACAAGGGGUGGACCGACACACACGCCAAGCUAGCCUGUGUACAGAUGGGGUGGGUAGGCGGGGUCGCGACAUUUUCAACGUUCAGUGACGCCCCAAUGGUCGUCGGUAACAUCAAAUGCACGGGGAGCGAAAUCAGCCUCAACCAAUGUCAGAUCAAUGAUUUUAGCACCACCACUGGGUGUUCGUACAACACGAAAGGAACUCGACGAGUUGCGGGAGUUCUGUGCUACAACAGGGGCGUGACAGUCAGUUUGACGGGAGGUGACGGGAACACCUAUGGCUUUGUCGACCUGGAGUACGACCGGGUAAAAGCCAAAGUGUGCAGUACGUUCUUCUACACAACGGAGGCUGGGGUUCUGUGUCGCCAGCUCGGCUUCGAAUCCGGGAGGACCUCCUACAUCCUCACAGCGGGCAGGUCCUCCUACGAGAAGGUCUGGAUGAACAACGUAAAGUGCCAAGGCAACGAGACUUCCAUCUUCCAGUGCCAACACAAGUGGUACACCAGCUAUAGGUCGUACUGCAGGCGCGCUCAAGUGCAGUGCUAUAACUCAGUGUAUCUCAGCGGUGGCAACAUGUCGUACGGAGUGAUCCACUACAAACCGUAUGGGGUGUGGGGAACGAUCUGCGCAGCUGGUUGGACCCAGGACAACACACAGGUGGCAUGCCGUGAACUCGGUUACUCGUACGGGAAGCACCUUUGCUGUGGAGCUAUUUACGAUAAGAGUAAUGCGAUCGCCGUGGAGGUUAAGUGUAAAGGGAGUGAAGCGCAUCUUGCCAACUGUACUUUUAAACACCUCAGCAACGAGGACUGCCAUAUCGACAAAGCGGCGGUGGCCUGCUUCAAUGCGGCUCCAGGGACAGAUUUCUCCUGGGCCUUGGACGGCGGCAACAACUACACCGGCGGCAUCGUCAUCACGUACAUGGGCAUGGAAGGCAGGGUGUGUCCAGACAGCUGGGAUUACUUGGACGCACGUGUGGCUUGCCGGGAACUCGGCUACGCAAACGGCACGAUCUACCUGCACUACCACAACACGCAGCGCAACUCUAAGGGACCGUUGUGGACGUCAAACAUCAACUGUACUGGCAACGAGAAACGACUGAACGACUGCAAAAUGGAUCCCCUAGGAGAAGUGACGACAUGUUCGUCCCAGCACACUGCGGGAUUGCUCUGUUUUAACAAAGAAGACGUUUACUACCGCUUGACUGGGAAAAAGGACAACAUAGGACGAGUGGAAAUAUCGGUGGAUGGAGUUUGGGGAACUGUGUGCGACCGAGACUUUGACUUCCGCACGGCUAACGUUCUUUGUCGGUCUUUGGGGUACAUGGAAGGAGAGGUGGAGCCGAUUCGCUCAGCAGUUAAUCAAAGCAACACCCCUCCGACCCCGGUGUACACGGGGGCGUUCCGGUGCACGGGCCAAGAGUCUACAUUGACUGACUGUCCUCACGACGGCUGGCACCUCUCUAAAAGCUUCUACUGCAGCAACCACUACUCCGAUGCCGCCAUCAGCUGCUACGGGAAACUUAAACUUGGCCUCAGAUACGACGUAGACCUUACCCAGGGUCCCGUGCGGUACUACUACGACAACACGUGGUACCCGGUGUGCGACAGCGGCUUCACGGACACCAGCGCCAAGAGGGUGUGUCAGGAUCUGAAUUACGCAGACGGCAAGGCGAUUUGCUGCUCGGCGUAUGGAAACCUGGACUCGCACCACGAGUACCGGCCCAAGCCCGUGUUCAAGACAAACAUCAGCAUGGUGUGCGCUGGCGGUGAAGACAGCAUAGAGAAGUGUGUCAAGGUGGGCGUGUGUCAGUCGAAAUACUACGCUUCUGUCGUCUGCUUCAACAACACAGCUGUGAUUAAUGAAGAUUACACUUUCACCUUUGGGAAGAAACCGACUGGGAUGGUGGUGGCCACGCAUUACGGUAUCAGCGGUCGCGUCUGCAACAACCUGUGGGACGACUUUGAUGCCAAGGUGUUCUGCAAGAACAACCACUUCACCGAUGGCAUCGCCUACCACUACGACCCAGGUGACGACCUGCCGAGUUUCAAGGAGCCGUUCUGGCUGAGCAGCGUCAACUGUACGGGGAAGGAGACCGGGCUCGCGAAGUGCCCCUUUAAUGACCGCAUGUCGCUUGGAAACUGCAGUUAUUCCGAUGUGUCGAGCGCCCUCUGCUUCAAUGGAGACCACGAUAUAAAAUAUAACAUGUCUGGAGGCGCCAAUUAUGGGCGUGUUGAUAUUAGAGUGGGCGGAGUCUGGGGCACUGUCUGUGAUGAGUACUGGGAUGACAGAGAGGCGGGCGUGUUCUGUCGACAGAAAGGCUUUGACGACGGCUACGCCCUCGACAAGGCCACCUAUGGGCAGGGCAGCGGUCCGGUUUGGCUGAGCCACCUCAUGUGUACUGGAAAGGAGACGACCCUUCACACGUGUCCACACAAAGGCUUCCAUGACGAGAUUGUCGACGACAGCAGCUUCUUCCCCCGCGUCUGUGAGAGCCAUGCUGACGACGCGUCCGUUUAUUGUGUGAAAUCAUUGAGGUUGAAUCUUGGAAUGAAUGCCUCCCAAGGAGCGGUUCAGAUCUACCAGGAUCACAAAUGGACUACUGUCUGUGCGGAUGGUUUCAACGCACAUGCAGCGAAGGUGGUGUGUACACAGCUGGGCUUCAGUGAAGGCAUUGAUAUUGGAAAUUCCAACUUUGGGCCCAUGAAGGAUCCAACGGGAAUCUCGAGUCUCACGUGCACUGGAACCGAGACUGACGUCACUGCGUGUAGAAUAACCAAAUCAACCACGUGCCCAAGCAAAGCUUAUGCAGGAGUUAUCUGUUCCAAACAACCAUUCGUCGCUUCAGGUUUCAACAUGAGGAUGAUACCAGAGGACCCUGCCAAGCCAUUUUACGGGAGGCUGGAGGUGGAGAAUGAUGGAGUCAAAGGUAGCGUCUGCAUGAAGGGGUUCGGCACAUCGGAGGCCACAGUGGUGUGUAAACACAUUGGGUAUGCCGGCGGCGUUCCGAUGGAUACGGAGUUUGACAUAUCCGGGUUUUUGAAUGGAGGCAAACUGAAAAGAGAUAACGAGCCGCCCAUCAUCAUGUCAAAUGUCCACUGUUCGGGGACUGAGAAGACACUAAAAUCCUGCAAAUGGUCGUCCAAGGCGUCGACGAAAGACUGUCAUUACGAGGCUAAAAGAGCUGGCGUCUUGUGCUACAAUGACACAGGUGUUAAGUAUCAAGUUGGAUCUGGCAGCGGCACCGGGGCGGUAGAAAUAAGGGUGAACGGUCGCUGGGGGCCCGUCUGUGACCUACUCAGACGUCCGGAGAACGCCGUCGUGGCGUGUAAAUCCGCUGGCUACUCUAGUGGAAUGUUCGUACCAUCGACGCCGUACCUGGCACCCUACCGCGAAUCGUCCAAGAUGAUGUUUUACUACAUUUACUGCAUCGGCCAAGAGACCAUGUUGACGGAGUGCAUAAACGACGGAUACGACAGGAUCUACAGUACCAAGAACUACAACACCCGCUGUCAGACGGGCUAUCUCAUGACCGUGCAAUGCUUCAAUAAACCUAUCGCUAUCACAGAAGUUAGAAUUGUAGAUGGACAAACUGCGAACGAAGGAAGACUGGAGGUAUUUUUACAGGGGCCAGACAAGUGGGGCACCGUUUGCGAUGACCUAUGGGACAACACAGAUGCUAGCGUGGUUUGCCAGCAGCUCGGGUACAAGCAGGGAGGGAAGGCGGUCAAAUUGGCGGCCUUUUUCCCCGGGUCUGGCCCUAUAUGGCUGGAUGAUGUGAACUGUUUCGGGAAUGAGUCUAGCAUUAACCAGUGUCCGCACGCGGGCUUCGGAGAGAGCAACUGUCAACACAACGAAGAUGCUGGCGUUAUUUGUCAAGACAAGCAAGAACCGAUAACUACGACAACAGUCAAACUAGUGACAACUCCCAGACCAGCACCUAAAACAACUCCCACUCAAAGACCGGUAAUAACGACUCCGAAACCGGCCACGUCGGAGACGAUGACAGCAGUUCCUGGCGAAAGCGGCCGCUCAUCAGGCAGCGUGGACGAGAGCGUGCUCAUUCCCGCCACCAUCAUCCCCAUCGUCGUCAUCCUCCUCGUGCUGGCGUGCGUGCUCAUCCUGGUGCGCAGGCGCAACUUGGGCAUGGACGACACGAGCAGCCUCGUGAGCGGCGGCAGCAGCAGCUUUUCGGGGGCCUCGGGAUCCGUGAUGAUGAACAAGGACAGCGUCGCCUACUCGCCCGAGGUGCGCGACAACGAGGACAACAACGCCUUUACCAACCCCAUGUACGACAACGCCAUAGGAGACAUCAAGCUCGACCUCGAAGCCAUGGAAGUCAACCCCAAGGUGGAGGCAGACGAACAAGUUUGAUUGGCUGCUUUGCUUUCCUUUAGCAAACGAACAAAUGCGAUUGAUCAUAAUAACUUUUUGGCAGAUGGCAAAUCUGAUUGGUUACUUACUUGAGAGGAGCAACUGAUUGGUUCCUUACGAAAAAGUAGCUAACAGCAGCCAAUCAAACAAGAAAGAAACUUAUAAUGGUGACAUGUACUAUCUGACUAGUAACCAGUAAUUAAAUAUAAUAAUUGUGACAUAUACUAUCUGACUAGUAACCAGUAAUUAAAUAUAAUAAUUGUGACAUAUACUAUCUGACUAGUAACCGCUAAUUAAAUAUAAUAAUUGUGACAUAUACUAUCUGACUAGUAACCACUAAUUAAAUAUGAUAAUUGUGACAUAUACUAUCUGACUAGUAACCGAUAAUCAAGUGAUAAUAGUGACAUACAAUACCUAUAUGCCCUCUUUUUGGUAAAGUUUUAAAUGACUUGUAUCUUACGCAUAUUGACAUUCUCAUAUACACAUUUCUAAUAAUUAAUAUAUUUUUGUUCAUCAUACGAACUUGUAGUGUGCGAUCGUUUUUACAGGGAAGGGGUGGGAAUUAAAUAGCUUACGUAGGCGAUGUCAUUUAAUACAUUUCGUAUAAUCUACACCUAAAAUAAUCGUUGUUUAUUAUAGCCUUGUAGUCUGAACAGGACGAUAUUAUAAAAUGGGUAAUUUUAAACAUUUUGUCCACGACUGUUAAUUUUGAACAUUUUGCCCACGUCUAUUAAUUUUGAACAUUUUGUCCAUGUUAAUUGUGAACAUUUUGUCCAUGUUAAUUGUGAACAUUUUGUCCACGUCUGUUAAAAGUUCCAAAUGUCUCCCAUUAGCACUUGAACUUCAGCGUUUUGUCCAAUUGUUAUUACGCUCCGAUCAUUUCAUAUACAGUGUAAUGCGUUUAUUGUAGUUUUGGCAGUGCAAAUGACCUUGGGGUUGGGGAUAGACUGGGGAAGUAUCGGGGCUGGGGGACAGAAAUUGCUCUAGAAUCGUAAAAUAUAUUUCAUAGCAAUAAUUCGUCUAUAGAGAGGAUUAUUGAUAUUUUAAUGUUCUAUUCAAAGGUCACCUGUACUAACGUUGCACAUGUGAUAUUACCUACACACGACUGUUUAUUAUCACGUUAUCCUACUUCCUACUGUGUAAUUACUGUCUUUAAAUAUACUUACAUAUGUACUACGUCAGUCAAUAAUAUAUACAUAGUGUAGAUCAUGUACAGAUAAUAUAUCCAGAAAUAUUAUAGAAUGUGAGUGUGUGGAGAGAGAGAGAGAGAGAGAGAGAGAGAGAGAGAGAGAGAGAGAGAGAGAGAGAGAGAGAGAGAGAGGGAGAGGAAACAGACAGAGGGAUCUUUAUUUUGUUAACCUAUACGUAUCUGAUUCUUUUUGUUCUUUUAGUAAUACUACUUAUACAUGUUUUUAUGUCGGACUACUAUGCAAUUUAUUAGUGCCUUAUUGUCGCGAAUAAACAGAGCUUGAUAUUA